AAGACAAGGAUCUUACUGUUGCAAUUGCUGAGAGCAGAGUCAGAACCAUGCCAGCAAAGGCUCCAAUUAAAAAAUCCCCUGCAGCUAAGGCUGCUCCAGCUAAGCCACAGGCAGCUCCUGUACCUGUACCUGAGCCAGUAGAGGAAGUCCCUACUCCUGUGCCAGAAGCCCCUGCUCCUAUUCCUGAGCCUGUUGAGAAUACCGUUCAAGAGGCACCUGCACCACCCACAGAACCCCCAGCACCAGAGGCAGAAGUUUCUGUCCCAGCACCAGAAACACCUACACCAGCUGCAGAACCAGAAAAGGCUCCUGAAGUAGUUGAACCACCCCCACCUGAACCAAAAGAAGGUCAAGAAUGGAUUGCUGUGAACAAAGAGCCAAGUGUUUCAACUCGAUACAAAAUUCAGAAUUUGAAUACUGGUGAUAAGAUAACUGUUUGUGUUAAAGCAGUUAGCAAAGCAGGAAGCAGUGCUCCAAGAGCACUUGAAAAUUUUGUUCAAAUUCGAGAAAUUGUGGAUCGUCCCAAAAUCCGUCUUCCAAGGUAUUUGCGUCAAACAUUUGUGAAACAUGUAGGAGAAGCAGUGAAUCUAGUGAUCCCGUUCCAGGGUAAGCCAAGACCCCAGGUCAACUGGACUAAAAAUGGACAGCCUCUGGACCCUAAGCAUGCAAGCGUCCGAAACAGUGAGAGUGACACUAUUCUUUUUAUCCGAAAUGCUGAGCGUAAAGAUUCUGGAACAUAUGAAUUGACUGUACAAAUUGACACACUGGAGGAUAAGGCCAAGAUUGAGAUAAAAAUUGCUGAGCGCCCUGGGCCACCAAAAAGUAUUAAGCUUCUGGAUGUUUGGGGAUUUAAUGCAGCUUUGGAGUGGACUCCACCACUAGAUGAUGGAAAUUCAGAUAUUACAGGAUACACUGUGCAAAAAGCAGACAAGAAAACUGGGGAAUGGUUUACUGUACAGGAGCAUUAUCGCCAGACUAACUGCACUGUUUCAGACCUGAUCAUGGGAAAUUCUUAUUACUUCAGAGUAUUUUCUGAAAACUUGUGUGGACUAAGUGAAAAGGCUGCAGUAAUUAAAGAUGCUGCUGUUAUUAAGAAAACAGGAAUCACUUAUAAGCCCCCAGAGUACAAGGAACGAGAUUUUGCAGAGCCACCAAAAUUUACCCAGCCGCUUGCUAAUAGAGCAACAACAACUGGAUAUAGCACUAAACUGUUCUGUUGUGUCCGUGGAAGCCCAAAGCCUAGAAUUGUGUGGCUAAAGAAUCAAAUGGAAAUUAGAGAGGACCCUAAAUUUCGGUGCCUUGUUAAUCAGGGAGUCUGCUCUCUUGAAAUUCGCAAGCCCUGUCCUUUUGAUGGUGGAGUUUACACCUGUAAAGCAAUCAACUCAUUAGGGGAAGCAAGUGUAGAUUGCAGGCUGGAUGUUAGAGUGCCACAGUAAACAGGACAUAAAUAACAAAUAGAAGAUUGCUGAAUGAAAUUAAUGAAGGCACAAAAUAACAUACAGUUUACUCAACACAAAUGAUGUCCUGUAUUUAUUGUAUUUCAUAUGACUUAUAAUAAAGAAUUUAUUCAGCACAUAUUUUGUGUAUUGUAUACAUCUUUAGAUAGUUUUACGGUUUACCAAGCCCUUUCUUAACAAAAAACAGGAGAAUGCUCGGUUCGAAGAAAAUAUCCAGUUAAUAUAUUUUCUUCUUUAAUCUUUUCUUUAUUUUUUUCUAUAAUCCCUUCUAUACCAGUACAAAUAUAAAAGCCCAGAUACUCAGCCAAGCAUAAAGAAUGUAAAGAAGGUUUUUGUUUGAUGCAGAAAGAUGAUAUGAUCUCUCUUUUGGGCACAUUUUGUGUAUAUCAUGAUAAGAACUUCUCUUUUGUGGAUUAGCCAUUCUUCUAUUCUUAUUUCAAGCACUGAAACAAGAUUUGCCCCAUAUUACAAGAUACACUAUUUAAAGGACAAGGAAAGUGAAAUUUGUAUUACUUAUUGAUGUGUAGGACAGACACCUUGACCCGAUAACCAUGUUGUUUUCUUAACAAUUGUAUUUAUUGUUUCAAAAUUUUACAAACAAAUCAUUAUAAAACACUACCCUUGUAAA
Xenopus tropicalis (tropical clawed frog) is the source of this 2085-nucleotide messenger RNA. RefSeq names its product myosin binding protein H (gene mybph). Bases 48 to 1436 code for a protein of 462 amino acids. The transcript is spliced from 10 exons. The record is from RefSeq and is a predicted model, not a curated record. Lineage: Eukaryota; Metazoa; Chordata; Amphibia; Anura; Pipidae.